Molecule: messenger RNA, 723 nt
Organism: Pseudomassariella vexata
Lineage: Eukaryota; Fungi; Ascomycota; Sordariomycetes; Amphisphaeriales; Pseudomassariaceae
Exons: 3
Coding region: 208-588 (126 amino acids)
Biological process (GO): mitotic sister chromatid cohesion
Cellular component (GO): Ctf18 RFC-like complex
Source: RefSeq, a predicted model, not a curated record
CUGGGGCCCUUGGCAAGGGCUGGAGUGCCACUCGGAGAUUUCCAUGAGGCUGGGAGAGACCCUGAAAAACGCGAACGCGCUCGAGAACCUGGCCAAUCAUGGCAGACUGUCCCACCAAAAAAGCUAUUCCCUUUUCGAUUUGCCAUCUGAAUCGCACUUUUACAUGCUCAACUAUCUCCCACAUCACGCCCCGGUGAGCUGAACAGCAUGGCAACCCAAGACGCUGCGGGUAUUCCUCUCACGCAUGCCGCGGAUGGAGUGGGCUACAAGCUGUUGGAGCUACCCUCGGAACUGCUGGCUCUUCUCGAAUCCGAAAACCCCCCUGUGUUGACCUUAGAGUCGUCCACAACCUCAGCUGUCCUCAAACACGGUAGCCAGACUUGGUCUCUUCGGCAGAAGAACACAUCCAAUGCCCUCAUGCUCCUGUCCCCUUGUGAGACUGCGGCGUCGUCUUCAGAUAUUCCUCAAGCCGGACUCAAGAUUAUAUCCACAGUCCAUGACAUGGUGGAGCUUACCACCGAAGGCGCGUCCGGCGCUGCUCCUGUUGCCAGGGGAAAGUGGCAUGAGAUGUUUGCUCGAGGCAGGUGACAGACAAGAGAGAAUAUGGGCAAGUCAAGUACCGGUUUUUUCUUCAAAUGGUAAUUUGAAUAAGUCUUGGUGCUGGUGUGCUUAAUGGCAAUGAUCUUUUGCUGCUCAAGAUUGUUCAUGGAUGAGCAUGGAUGG